Molecule: messenger RNA, 2094 nt
Organism: Carassius auratus (goldfish)
Lineage: Eukaryota; Metazoa; Chordata; Actinopteri; Cypriniformes; Cyprinidae
Product: SWI/SNF-related matrix-associated actin-dependent regulator of chromatin subfamily E member 1-like
Exons: 11
Coding region: 137-1411 (424 amino acids)
Biological process (GO): negative regulation of DNA-templated transcription
Cellular component (GO): SWI/SNF complex
Molecular function (GO): nucleosomal DNA binding; nuclear receptor binding
Source: RefSeq, a predicted model, not a curated record
AGCAGAAGUGUGCCAGAGCUCAAAUGUGUCACAUCCUGAACCUGCGGAGUGCGGAGGAGCGCUAGUCAGUGAGGGAACAAAAGAGCUGGGAACCAAAUGAUGGGGAUAGCCUGAUAUCCUCAAUCCUACAAACAAGAUGUCAAAGCGGCCUCCCUAUGCCCCAGCCCCCACCCCGGCCCCCACAACACAAAUGCCCACCACCCCUGGGUUUGUGGGGUACAACCCAUACAGCCAUCUGGCCUACAACAACUACAGGCUGGGAGGGAACCCCGGCGGGAACAACAGGAACUCCUCCGGGAUCACCGUUCCUAAGCCGCCCAAACCGCCCGACAAGCCACUGAUGCCCUACAUGCGGUAUAGCCGGAAGGUAAGCAGGAAGGUUUGGGACCAGGUUAAAGCCUCUAAUCCUGACCUGAAGCUAUGGGAGAUUGGGAAGAUCAUCGGUGGCAUGUGGAGGGACCUCACUGAUGAGGAGAAACAGGACUAUUUAAAUGAAUACGAAGCCGAGAAGAUCGAGUAUAAUGACUCUCUGAAGGCCUACCACAACUCUCCAGCCUACCUGGCGUACGUCAAUGCUAAGAACCGCGCGGAGGCUGCUCUAGAAGAAGAGAGCCGGCAGAGACAGUCUCGUCUAGACAAGGGCGAGCCCUAUAUGAGCAUCCAACCUGCUGAGGACCCUGAUGACUAUGACGACGGGUUCUCCAUGAAGCAUAUAGCGGCAGCUCGUUUCCAGAGGAACCACCGGCUCAUCAGUGACAUCCUGAGCGAGGUUGUGGUGCCCGACGUUCGCUCCGUGGUGACCACCGCUCGCAUGCAGGUCCUCAAACGCCAAGUCCAGUCCCUCAUGGUGCACCAGAGGAAGCUUGAAGCAGAGCUGCUUCAAAUCGAGGACCGGCACCAGGAGAAGAAGAGGAGGUUCUUGGAGAGCACAGACUCCUUCAACAACGAGCUCAAACGGCUGUGCGGUCUGAAAGUGGAGGUGGACAUGGAGAAGCUGGCAGCUGAAAUGGCUGCUGCAGAGGAGGCGGCUCGCCGGAGGGCAGAGGAGAGGGAGCGGGAAGCAGCAGAGCAGGUGGAAAGAGCCGCUCAAGAAGAGCAACAGCCUGCCGACGGCACCCAGGCCAAAGCCAACCCUGAACAAACCUCUGCCAGCGAGGCCAAGGAUGGAGAAGACAAGUCCUCCCCAAUGGAGACGGAGUCUCUGGCUGAAGCUUCUGAAGGAUCCCAGGAGGCUGAGCAAGGACCCCCAGCUGCAGCAGGAGACAAACCGGCCCAACCUGAGCCUGCAGAGGGUGCUACAGACGAGGGCACCAGCGACAGCACUGCUCCGUCUGAGAGCAGCUCUGGACCCCCAGCAGAACCCCAGGCCUUGGACACCCCUGAAGAGCGCCUGCCCACCCAGACACAAUAACCCCAGCUCCUAAUCUUCAUGUUCAUUUACCAAGUCUCACUUUGCUUUGUGUUCAGUCAGUUUGUAAUCAAACGACCAGUCAGACAGUGAGUGGUAACAGUGAAAAAUGUUUUUUUUUUUUUUUUUUUUUUUUUUUUUUUUUUUUGAAUGUUCUUCAGUUAAAUGUUUUGGAAGGACGGCAGAAUCUUAAUUGGAGUUCCACACACAUUCAGUCAGGCACAUGUUUACUUGAUCUAACCCUGAUGUUACAAGACCACUUGAGUACUCGAGCUACAGCCAUUAAAAAGCUGUUUUAUCAUUGUAAAGUGGGGAAAUGUUAAGUAAAAUGUAACUCAUCCUUCAGUCAUCAGUUUUUUUAUAUAUUAUUAUUUUUGUGAAAAGCUGAAGUGCACAGUUAUUUGCUGACACUUAGCAUGUUUUAUCUUCCUGUGGCAUGAUUAUUUUAUUCUAUAUCUUUGUUUCAUUCUUUCACAAUUUAGUUGAGUCUGUUGGAUGUAGUGUUUUUUUUUUUUUUUGUACUUAAAAUAAAGCCAUGCUAGCACUCAUGAUUUUCCAUUGCAACAGAUUGACUGCACAGAGCAGAUAUCUACAUGGAAAGGCAUUACAUUAAGCCUCUGGAUUAUUGUUUUUUGUAUUGUUGGAAGGUAUUCCCUCAAUAAAGCGAUUUCUAUGUCUGUUUUAAA